AUGCACCCAUGGAACAGCAAACGAUUUUUUUAUAUUAAUCUUAGGAAAUUUGUUAUAUGCUCAAGUGAAAAACUUGCAACUAAGUUUUCAGGAAAAACUAAAUAUGAUUCACUUUUUUCUUUUCAGGAUGACCUCUCUCAUUGCAAAAGUCUUAGUGUCUUAUAUUUAUAUGAUAAUCGUAUUAGUCAAAUCACUAACCUGAAUUAUGCCACCAAUUUGACCCAUCUGUACCUACAAAACAACUGUAUUUCAUGUAUAGAGAACCUGACAUCAUUAAAGAAACUGGAAAAACUGUAUCUGGGAAGCAAUUACAUUGCUGUCGUAGAAGGUUUGGAAGGAUUAGAACUGCGAGAGCUUCACGUUGAGAGUCAGCGGCUUCCCCUUGGAGAAAAGCUUCUGUUUGACCCAAGAACUCUUCAUUCUCUGGCAAAAUCCCUCUCUAUAUUGAAUAUCAGCAACAAUAAUAUUGAUGACAUAAGAGACCUAGAAAUCCUGGAGAAUCUUAACCACCUCAUAGCAGUUGACAACCAGCUUUUGCAUGUGAAGGACUUGGAGUUCUUACUGAACAAGUUGAUAAAGCUAUGGAAAAUGGAUCUAAAUGGAAAUCCUGUUUGUCUCAAACCCAAAUACAGGGACAGACUGAUACUGGUGUCCAAAUCGCUAGAAUUUCUUGAUGGAAAAGAGAUUAAAAAUAUGGAGAGGCAAUUUCUGAUUAACUGGAAAGCAUCCAAAGAUGCCAAGAAAACCACCAAGAAGAUCACUAAGGAUGAGGAUGCAAACAACUCUUACCUAGGUAACUUUGAAACAAUGCAUCACAUAGUUCCUGUUUAUUACCCACAUGUGGGUAAGCCAAAAUUAGUCUUUUUCUCUGACAUACAGAACUACCUUGCAAAUAGAAAUGCAUCUUCUGAAAGUUCUCUAGAAGAUAACUCUACAGCUACUGAAGAUAUGGGGUAGGUUCUUUCAAAUAUUCCUAUGAUUUACCGUUUUUAAAGAGAUGAGACCUAUUGUCAGCAGUAGGAGAGGCUUUCCAUUUGUCUUCUAGUUCUCUGUUU
Molecule: messenger RNA, 1055 nt
Organism: Perognathus longimembris pacificus (Pacific pocket mouse)
Lineage: Eukaryota; Metazoa; Chordata; Mammalia; Rodentia; Heteromyidae
Gene: Ppp1r42
Product: protein phosphatase 1 regulatory subunit 42
Exons: 7
Coding region: 1-957 (318 amino acids)
Molecular function (GO): protein binding
Source: RefSeq, a predicted model, not a curated record